GUCACAACAGAAUGUUCCAUUUCAGCAUCAAGAGGUGUACUUUGUUUACCACAACUAACUUGAAUGGAUUUAUGGUAUUAAAUAUGUCUGACUGCUCACAUAUAGGAGGCUUUGUAAAGCGAUCACAGUCUCAAGGCAAUGCUGUGUCAGCUUCAUUAUGAGGAUAGAUCACACAGUGCCCUUUUCGUCUCUGUUAGUAAGAUGUUGAGCCCACUGAGUUCAGCCCAGAAGAGGGUCAAUGACGAGGACAGUUCUGGAUCUGAUGCAGGGUCAGAGGUUGGCCCUGAACCUGAGACAGACCGGUUUGGCUUCAUUUUGACCAAUGGAUCCGAGGCUGGGAGUGUGGGUCCAGCCCCUGAGCUGGUCAGGCAGAGGGAGGCCAAAUGGAUAAGCAUCAUCAGCCAAUGGGAUCACAUCCUGCUAAAGAAAGCUAGUAAGGUCAAAGUUCAGUGUCAGAAAGGCAUCCCAGCCUCUCUCAGAGCAAAGUGCUGGCCUCUGCUGUGUGGAGCGACCGACAGGAUGAAACUAAACGAAACUAUCUACCAGACUCUGGACUCACAGCCAGCUCUGCAGAGCUGGGUGGAUGUGAUCGAGAGAGACCUGGACCGACAGUUUCCUUUCCAUGAAAUGUUCCUCUCUAAGGAUGGACAUGGGCAGCGUGGUUUGUUUCGAGUGUUGAAGGCUUACACUCAGUACAAACCAGAGGAGGGUUACUGUCAGGCACAGGGGCCGGUGGCUGCAGUGCUGCUGAUGAACAUGCCAGCUGAGGAGGCCUUCUGGUGUUUGGUGCAGAUCAGUGAGCAGUACCUGCCCGGAUAUUACAGCCCUCUGCUGGAGGGAGUCCUAUUUGAUGCAGGCAUGCUGAGCUGGGUCUUAAAAAGGACGUGUCCAGCUGUGCACAAACAUCUACAGCAGCACGGUGUGGAGCCACUCAUGUUUGCCACCGACUGGCUGAUGUGUCUCUUCACUCGUCAUCUGCCUUUCAACACGCUGCUGAGAGUCUGGGACCUUUUUUUUUGCUUUGGUGUGCGGGUGCUGCUCCAGGUGUCUGUUGUGCUUGUGCGUCGGGUGCUGGGCAGGGCGGAGCAGAGGAGGCAGUGUGAGGGCCAGAUGGAGACUCUUGAGAGGCUGAGGGGCGUCAGGGAUCAGGUCCAAGAGGAAGACGACACCUUCAUAGCAGAGGUGUGUUCUGUGCAGCUUUCAGCCAAAGAUCUGGAGAAGCAAACAGAGAAGCAGUUAGAAAAGUGGAGGAAAGACAGACCUGCUUCCACGUUUGACCCCAGAGGUCGCUGCCAUGGAUACCGGAUGGCGUGGGCAAGGGCUCGACAGACCGAGGAAGAAAAUAACAAGCGGGAACGGGAGAAAGGGAACCUGUCUGUCCCGCUGACUCGCUCAGCCUCCACCCUAUCGCUUUCUCCCUCCCUCCUUCACAGGUGGAAGAAAGGGGGGAAAGCCAACACAGGUGAAUGGAAAGGUGGAGGCAAAGUUGUGAGGCAUCUCUCAAUGGGAGCAAGUGAGGACUGGAGGAACUGUGCGGAGUUCCAUUUUAAGAAGGUGAAGGAGGUUCAGGAGGAGGAGGACGAUGUGGAUUCAGAUGAAUGUAAAAAACAAAGUGAGCUGAAUCAGAGAGAACAAACUGCACAGACAGAACUUUUAGAAGUACCUGAAAAAAAUGACACAAUCCAAAAUAAACUGACAGAGCAAGAAGAAGAAACAGUGGUAACAGAACAGAGUGAAGAAGUGGAAAAGAGAAUCAAUGAAGAGGAUAAAAGUCAACUCGAGGAGGCAGAGCAAAGUAAAAUGUUAUCAGAAGAGACAGAGGGACUGCUCAAAGGUCCAGCUGAAGAUCAGAGUGUUGAAACUACUUUACACCCUCCUGAACACAUCUCCCACAGUCAGGAAGUCCUGGAACAGCAGAGCCACACAAGCAAAGAGCAGGAAAUCCAAGUGAAAGAGUCAGAAAAACAAACAGCAGAAAGUGAACAACCAGCUGCUGUGGAGGGAGAUCAGAUACAGAAACAUGUUGAUGCUGAUUCAAACACUGAGGUAGAGAUGAAAGAGAGCGUCGACCUGAGUGAGGAGCGGAUGAAUCAAACUGACAUGAAACUGGAGGAGAGGACAGGAAGUGAGAAUGUGCAUCAGAUGCAGGUGGAGACGGCUGCAGAAAUCUCUGAAGCAACUAGUGAGAUGGACAGUGAAGUGAGAGCUCCAGUUAUCAACGACUUGCAGGAGCAAAAUCAGAAUGUGAUCACAGAGAGAGAGAAAAACUCACAGAAGGAUGCAUGUAAAGAAGAAUACCACAUGAAUGAGUCAUCAGCAGAAUCAGAUAUAAAAGAACCACACACUCAUGCAGAGACAGAUUCUGAUGUGCUGGUGCAGACUCCAGAGGAAAACACAGACAUGCAGGAGAAAGUAGAGUCAGAGGAUCCAGAACAGCAUGUAGAUUCAGAGACAGGAGCAGAGACAGUUGUUUUGUGUUGCACUGAAACAAAAGAAGGCUCUCACUCAGUGGCUGAUUCAGACACUAAAGCUGAAAUACCAGCUGCAAAUGAAAUAGUGACGUACAGUGAAGAAUCUGAAGAGUCUUCAGAGAAAGGAUGUGACACUGUAGCAUGUGCACCUACACAGGAAGAGGGAUCGAUUUCCACAGUAGACUCAGAGGAACAGCUCGACAAUAACAUACAAGCAGAAGAAACACCAACAGAGAGUCUGGUGAACAAGGAUGAUACUGACUUGUUAGGAACACAGGGGGAAGAAGUCAGUCCCAUCUCUGAGCCUGAUGGAGAAACAAGUUUGACAGAAGUGAAAGACCCUGUUGAGACUGGACCUGGAGAACAAAACAUCGAGGGCUCUGAAGUUGAGAAAAGGACAGAAAAAGUGGAGGAACUCUCUGUAGAAGAUGAUGAGGUCUUCAAAUCUACAGAUAAAACAGACUCUCAAAAUACUGAUGGGCACCCACAAGUCCAAGAACAAGAUUCAGAUUGUGCCAAAGAACAGACUGAGCACAGUAACGGCAGCCAGACUCAAGCCUGUGGGCGUUGCAACAGCAGGUCUUCUGGUGAUUAUGUCCGGAAGUCAUCUAGUUCACGUAGAUCCUGGUUGGGACGAAGGCUGUCUGAAGAUCUUUUCAUCAUGCCACUGAAAACACAGCCUAUCCCUAAUCACGAAGAAGUUUAUCUCACUGAACCGCAACCCAGUCCUGGAGCUCUUGACCCAGCCCAACCCCAAGAAGUCCCCUUGCCGCUGCCUGCUGUAGUGACUGAGAGGACUUCCACACAGCAGGAGCAGCAGCUGCCUGACCCUCCAAAACGUCUUGGUCUCUUUCGCAGACUGAGAGGAGAGCAGUCCAACAAGGGCAAACAAAAAGGAACAGCCAAAAUUCAGGUGCCCAAAAUCCUGAUACAGGAUUUUAGCGAUGGGACAGGGAUAGGGAAGCAAGUUAAAGAAGAGACACAGGAGAAACUGAGCUCCAGGGAAAGGAGGCGGAGGAGGAGGGAGCAAGAGAGGAAGGAGAAAGAGGAGGAGAAGCUGAAAAAAAGGAGAGAGAAGGAGCUGGAAAAAGAGAGGAAGAGGCCGCAGACUAGAGGGAAAAGCUUCCAAGGGGAAAAGGAUAAAGGGAGGCGUGAUGUUCCUGCAAAUACAGAAUCACAGACGCUGAGAUGUUCUGAUUCUUACGCUGAAGCUUACUUCUAACACAAACAAAUCUUUUUAUCUGAAGUGAUGUGGAGAGAUUUUAUUUUUAAUUGACUGUGCAGAGAUCUUGUCCUUAUUUUUUGAUACUUGAACCUCUUGACUUGUACAUAACUAAUAAAUAACUUUCACAAACAUUGAAAA
Messenger RNA from Notolabrus celidotus (New Zealand spotty), 3834 nucleotides. RefSeq names its product TBC1 domain family, member 10C (gene tbc1d10c). The coding region runs from base 139 to 3693 and encodes 1184 amino acids. The record is from RefSeq and is a predicted model, not a curated record. The transcript has 9 exons. Lineage: Eukaryota; Metazoa; Chordata; Actinopteri; Labriformes; Labridae.